AUGUUUACGCUUUCCAGCAAAACAUCUUUACCGCACGCGUUGUUCACGGCCAAGCACCCGAGGCAAAAGACGUCGUCCAACAAACGAUGCGCGACGACGAAAGCGGUCGUGAACGACUCGCCGAGAAUAAUCGUCGAAAACGACGCCGAGACGAAGAAAUUUCGGUUGAGAGAUCACCAACGGGAGGUUAUUCGAGACAUGUCUGGCUUUGCCGGCGGGGAGCUCAUGGGCCUUCUGAAAGACACCAACAAAAACUGGCAACCGCAAGACUUUCUCCCGGAUCCGGAAUCCGAACAGUUCUUGGAAGAAAUCAAGGAAAUCCAAGAGAGAUCGAAAGGCAUUUCGGACGAUUUGAUGGUGGUUUUAGUCGGCGAUUUAAUCACGGAAGAAGCUUUACCGACGUACAUGAACAUGUUGAACACGUUGGAAGAGACGAAGGAUACCACGGGCGCGGACGGGACGCCGUGGGCGCAAUGGACGAGAAAGUGGACCGCGGAAGAGAACAGACACGGUGAUUUGAUGAACAAGUACAUGUGGAUGACUGGUAAGUGCAACAUGAAACCGAUCGAGACGACUAUUCAGAAUUUGAUUGGAAGCGGGAUGAACCCGAAGACGGACAACAAUCCGUAUUUGGGUUUCGUAUACACGUCGUUUCAAGAGAGAGCGACGAAGGUUUCGCACGGGAACACCGCGAGAAUGGCGUUGGAGGCUGGCGACGAUAAGUUGGCCAAGAUUUGCGGCAUCAUCGCCGCCGAUGAAGGCAGACACGAGAUUGCGUACCAAAGAAUCAUCGACGAAGUAAAGAAGAGAGAUCCAGACGGAGCGGUGUUGGCGUUUGCGGAUAUGAUGAGGAAACAAAUUACCAUGCCGGCGCACUUGAUGGACGAUGGUCAGCACAGAGCGAGAACGGGGAGAGAUUUGUUUAGCGAUUUCGCCGCCGUGGCAGAACGAUCGGGCGUGUACACCGCGGAUGACUACGCGGAUAUCAUGGACCAUUUGAUCAAGAGAUGGGAGAUCAACUCCAUGACUGGUUUGUCGGUGGAAGCGAUGGAAGCGCAAGAAUAUUUGAUGAAACAACCGGAUCGUAUUCGUAAAUUAGCGGCAUUCGGUAAAAAGAAAGCGGCAAAGAAAGGGCCGAUGACGGAAUCGUUCUCUUGGAUCUUCGACCGUGAAGUGCAAAUCAACUAA
Messenger RNA from Bathycoccus prasinos, 1188 nucleotides. RefSeq lists its product with no specific name. The coding region runs from base 1 to 1188 and encodes 395 amino acids. The transcript has 2 exons. Gene Ontology annotation, molecular function: stearoyl-[ACP] desaturase activity. NCBI's taxonomy places the organism in Eukaryota, Viridiplantae, Chlorophyta, Mamiellophyceae, Mamiellales, Bathycoccaceae. Gene Ontology annotation, biological process: fatty acid metabolic process. The record is from RefSeq and is a predicted model, not a curated record.